Molecule: messenger RNA, 1275 nt
Organism: Sardina pilchardus (European sardine)
Lineage: Eukaryota; Metazoa; Chordata; Actinopteri; Clupeiformes; Clupeidae
Exons: 7
Coding region: 109-933 (274 amino acids)
Molecular function (GO): S-adenosylmethionine-dependent methyltransferase activity
Source: RefSeq, a predicted model, not a curated record
CCUAUACGCAAACUUUGUUGGCACACUCUUCCAGACUGCUCCAUUUUCAAUCUCUUCCCCAUUAAGGAUCGUACUUUGAAGGGUAGAAGCCUAUAAAAACGGUGUAGAAUGGGUGAACGACGCUACGAGGGCAAAGAGCAUGCACACUCUUAUCAGAAAUACAGAGUGUCUCCGCUGGAGCUUGUGGAGGAAAUGAUAUCAUUUAUAGAGAAAAGGCAGAAAACAAAGCCAUUUCCUCUUGCUGUGGAUGUGGGAUGUGGAUCAGGGCAGGGGACCGUGCUGCUGGUUCCUCACUUUCUCCAAGUGGUUGGCACAGAUAUCAGCCCUGCCAUGCUUGAGCUUGCCCAGGCUUGUGACCAUCCUCCCAAUGUCUCUUACAGGCAGUGCCCAGCAGAGCAGUUGCCCUUUGAGGAUGGCACGGUGGAUCUGCUCACGGCCAUGACGGCCGCGCACUGGUUCGACCGCCCUCGCUUCCUGCUGGAGGCCGAGCGAGUCCUGAGGCCGGGGGGCUGCCUGGCCCUGAUCAGCUACACCAUGGACUUUGAGCUGGAGUGGGGCGAUCGCAGCGGCCACCUCAACGCCAUCUGUCAGGAGUUCUACGCAGCUCUACUACCGUACCGCAUACCUCAUCUGGGUACCAGUUCUCUGAUGCUUUACAAGCAGAUGUACGACUCCAUCCCUUACGAAGACAAGGAGUGGCAUGAAUGUUUGCGGGUUCGGAGAAAGAUGCCUCUCUCCGGCUACAUCCACAUGGUAGAGACCUUCACAAGCUAUCAGGCUCUGCUGCAGAAGGAUCCCUUGGAAGCACAGAAACUUUCUCAGGACAUCACAGACAAGUUAGUCUCAGCUAUGGGUGUUUCAUCUCCUGAGACAGAAGUCACCGUGGUGGUAAAAUACUUCUAUCUGCUGGCCUGUAAACCAUCAACAAAGUGAAUGUUGUUAUUGCAAAAGCUAACAAUGACACGCUAUGGUUGUAUAACAUAGUAACUAACACAAAUGGAAAAUGUUUAAUAGGCUAAAGCCUAAUGUUUUAUAGUUCAGCUAAAGAAAAAUCUGAUAACACUGAUUAAGGUAGCCUAAACUGCAAGUAAUGUUUUGUUUUACCUUUUGAUUUAGGCCCAAUAGUUUUUCUUCCUUUGGGUAUACUGUUAUCAGAUGCAUUACAUCCAUUCCCUCGGUAUAACUGACCAAAAUAAUGUAAUAAACUGUUGUGUCAUAACAACUAGAUAUAUAAGUUUCUGUUUUCAAAUAAAAGACAACAAUUUCUUAUCCUUA